Medicago truncatula (barrel medic) is the source of this 1773-nucleotide messenger RNA. RefSeq names its product small ribosomal subunit biogenesis GTPase RsgA 1, mitochondrial. The transcript has 5 exons. NCBI's taxonomy places the organism in Eukaryota, Viridiplantae, Streptophyta, Magnoliopsida, Fabales, Fabaceae. The record is from RefSeq and is a predicted model, not a curated record. Gene Ontology annotation, molecular function: GTP binding; GTPase activity. Bases 144 to 1559 code for a protein of 471 amino acids.
CAAAAUGUCGUUUAGCAAAAGCCAGUCACGAAUAACAUUCCUCUCUCGCUCGCGCUGUCCCUCACACUUGAGAAAUGAACUGAUAACAGAAAAAAACCGUUUCAAAAAAGGCUUUGAAAUCUCAAUUCUCUCUCUCCUUCAAGAUGUCGCUCGCAUCAUUCUCCAUCAUCCGCCACCAACGCACGGUGGCCACCGCCGCCCCUCGACUUCUCCACCACUUCCAAAUCUCCGCCAGAAAUCAAAACCCUAAACACGAAGCUCCAAGCAAGAAUCUCCUCAAAGCAAAACGAACACUCAAAGAUUUCUCCUCUCUCGCUCUAAUUCUCUCCCGCGAAGAAACUCCCCCUCUCUCCGAAUCCCAAGCCGUCGGCGUCGUCGCUUCUUCCCAAGCCAAUUUCAUGCGCGUAAUCGUCCAAUCACAACCUUCUGGAACCUUCCAGGACGCUUCUUCCAGAGGAGGAGCUGAACUGUUAUGCGUUGUGAGAGCGUUGCUGAAGAAGAUAAAGCGUAGGGUUAUGGUUGGAGAUAAGGUUUUAGUAGGUUCUGUUGAUUGGGUUGAUCGUAGGGCUAUGAUUGAGAAUGUGUUUCAGAGAAAUUCUGAAAUGCUUGAUCCUCCUGUGGCUAAUGUGGAUCAUUUGCUUGUUCUGUUUUCGCUUGAUCAGCCUAAGCUUGAGCCUUUUACGCUAACACGGUUUUUGGUUGAAGCUGAGUCUACUGGGAUUCCUCUCACUCUUGCUCUUAACAAGACUGAGCUUGUCGAUAAAGAGACCAUGGAUUCCUGGAAGGCCAGGUUUCGUGGUUGGGGCUACCAGCCAAUUUUUUGCAGUGUUGAAUCCGGACAUAACAUUGAUCUUCUCGCGUUCCAAUUGAGGGAUCAAACAACAGUGGUUGUUGGUCCUAGUGGAGUUGGGAAGUCUAGUUUGAUCAACGCCCUUAGAAGCAAUCCUCGUACUUGUGACACUGCAGAUGGGGAGAAUUGGUUUGAACCUAUUUUAGGUAGCAAGUGGUAUGACGACCAGCGAGUUGCAGAGGUUUCAACAAGAAGUGGCAGGGGGAAGCAUACUACUCGUCAUGUCUCUCUGCUUCCAUUAUCUGGAGGGGGUUAUCUUGCUGAUACUCCUGGAUUUAACCAGCCUAGUUUACUGAAAGUGACAAAGCAAUCUCUUGCACAAACUUUUCCCGAAAUCAGGAAAAUGCUUAGUGGAAAUGAGUCUACAAAAUGUUCAUUUAACAAUUGCUUGCAUCUUGGUGAACCUGGCUGCAUUGUGAAGGGGGAUUGGGAAAGAUAUUCAUUCUAUUUUCAACUUCUUGAUGAAAUUAGAAUCAGAGAGGAGUUCCAAUUGAGGACAUUUGGAACUAAAAGAGAAAGUGAUGUAAGGUUAAGGACAGGAAAUAUGGGUUCUCAGCAAGCAGAGCCACGUUUGGUGCUUAAGAAGCAUAGAAGACAGUCUCGGAAGAAGACUAACCAAUCAAUUUUAGAUGAUCUUGAUGAUGACGACAAUUUGCUUGAUGAGGAGAACGAUCCCCUUUUAAAUGCUUUGAGGAAUGAAAAUCCUUAAAUUUUUCGUUAAUCCCCGUUAUACUGAUUGUAAAUAUUUCCUUUCGGCUUGUAUCUCUGGGUCAAGUGAGUUCCCAUUAGUUUCGAUCCGAGUCUUCUGUCACUUUGGUUCUAUCUUGUACAGAGUAUGUGCAAAUGACAUUAACAAACACACCGUUCUGGAUUAUGAUGUUCCUUGCUGAUUGCAUAUAAAUGAAUUGCAAGCAUCAUCUACA